Molecule: messenger RNA, 1141 nt
Organism: Rosa chinensis
Lineage: Eukaryota; Viridiplantae; Streptophyta; Magnoliopsida; Rosales; Rosaceae
Product: repressor of RNA polymerase III transcription MAF1 homolog
Exons: 11
Coding region: 173-847 (224 amino acids)
Biological process (GO): negative regulation of transcription by RNA polymerase III
Cellular component (GO): nucleus
Molecular function (GO): RNA polymerase III core binding
Source: RefSeq, a predicted model, not a curated record
CCUUAUCCUCUACCAACCGAAAUUCAAAUCCCAACUGGAAUAUUCGAACUCCAGAACCCUCUGGAUCCAAUUCCGACGAAACCCUAAAUCUGCGAAAUUGGUUUCUCCCUUGUUUUCAAAUUCUGCAAAUCCGCUACCAAGGAUCCCCUUUACUGUUCAGCAUUGACUUACAAUGAAGUACUUAGAAUACACACCCUUGGAGCGAUUAAAUGAUUUCUUUAGUCAUUUAAAUCUUGGAGAGAGAACCAUUAAGGGAUGUCUUGAAGCUUACUCUUGUAAACACACGGGAUCGGAUAAGAAACUGUCUCUGAGUUUGGAGAAUGAGAUUCUUGACUAUAUCGGAAAAUCUUCUGACACCGACUCUUCCUCACCUGCUGAGUUCCUUCUGAGCAGAUCCAGCCGGAAGACAUUGAUUUACCUGGUCUUGACCCUCUAUCACUUGUAUCCGGACUAUGACUUCAGUGCCAUCAAUGCUCACCAGUUCUUCACAGAGGAAACCUGGGACAGUUUUAAGCAGAUUUUUGAUACCUAUAUGGUGGAAGCAUCAAAGGAAUGGACAGAGACCAAUGAGGGUAGUUCCCUGCUGGAUACCUUGUACAAGGCUUUGGAUGAGGUUGUUGGAUUAGCAGAUUGCGAAGUUUAUGGUUACAAUCCUGAUCCUGAUGCUGAUCCGUUUCCGGAAAGAGGAGCUGUAUGGUCAUUCAAUAUCUUUUUCUACAAUAGAAAACUGAAAAGGGUUGUGAGUUUCCGUAUCUGCUGUUUAAGUAACUUGGUGACUGAUGGGUUUAUAAUGGAUGAUCUCCGUUAUGAAGAAGAUGGAGAAAUUUUUGAUGUCAUGGAUAUGUGAGCGUAAAUAUGCAAUGGUGUAUAUGUCAAAAGUACUUGACAACCAUCUGUACUUACGUAGCUUAAUGAUCCAUACGCGGGAGGUCUGAUACACUCUUGAGUAGUAGGUUUAGCAAUUUAUCAGAAACAUCUCUGUUGAUGCUUCUUUUGUAUGUAACAAUAAAGCCAUGUAGAUAUGGGACAACUCCCGCAGAAGAGGAUAUUUCCUUCUCCCUAUCACUUGUUAUGAAAAUAUUCUGUUAAAUUUUCAAGUCAAAAGCUUUUAGCAGCUGUUUGCUAAAAGCAGUUUCCUUAA